AUGAAUGCAAAUGAGAUACAAAUUAUGGUGGCAUUGGCCUCCGGUGCAGGGCCAUACAUAGAAAGGGUAAGAGAGGCUCAGUUAGGAACGUGGCUCGUGAAUUUACGAACUGUUGAUGCAAUGGGCUUGAGACUUGAACCCGAUCGGUUGCACCUUACCACAACAUCUCAAGUAACGUUAGGGGAAAUCGCAAGGUUUAUAGAUGAUUACAUGUUUUCGAAUGGCUCGAGACCUACUAGUUUGAAUAAGUUUCUUCCAAUCAAGGUUUACAUUUUCCAUUGGUGUCUCUUAUUAAACCGGCUGCUAACUAAAGAUUAUCUUAUAGCCCGGGAUAUUGAUGUUUCGUGUUCCUUUUGCCCGAUAUGUGGUGAUGAUGCUAAAGAAGUUAAUAAUUUGCUCGUUCACUGUGAAGUGACAAAGGACAUGAUUUCUAAACUCAAAAAAUGGUGUGAUGUUAGUUUCUCUUCUUUUGCUUUGGUGUUUGACUUGGAUCAUUUUCUUCUUCCCAUCUCUUGGUGA
Molecule: messenger RNA, 519 nt
Organism: Lactuca saligna
Lineage: Eukaryota; Viridiplantae; Streptophyta; Magnoliopsida; Asterales; Asteraceae
Source: the annotation of a GenBank genome assembly